This is a messenger RNA of Sorex fumeus (smoky shrew), 8860 nucleotides long. RefSeq names its product early endosome antigen 1 (gene EEA1). Gene Ontology annotation, biological process: endocytosis. Gene Ontology annotation, cellular component: early endosome. Gene Ontology annotation, molecular function: 1-phosphatidylinositol binding; metal ion binding. The transcript is spliced from 30 exons. The record is from RefSeq and is a predicted model, not a curated record. Bases 123 to 4472 code for a protein of 1449 amino acids. Lineage: Eukaryota; Metazoa; Chordata; Mammalia; Eulipotyphla; Soricidae.
CCCCCACCUCCCGGCGCCGGCCCUCCCGCCCGCGCCCCCCACCCACCCCCCACCCCGAGUAGUGAGCGGCUCCGCGCAGGGUCCGGAGAGGCGGCGCGGCGGCGCCAGGUGGCGUUUAAACCAUGUUAAGGAGGAUUUUGCAGAGGACUCCUGGGAGAGUUGGCUCUCAAGGUUCUGAUUUAGAUUCAUCAGCAGCUCCUAUAAAUGCGGUGGAGGUCAAUAAUGAAAGCUCUUCAGAGGGUUUCAUCUGUCCAUUAUGUAUGAAACGAUGUAUAACCUCUAUUGAUUUGUCGGAGCAUUACCAGAAAGUACAUGCUGGAAAUGAAACAAGAGGACAGGAACUUCUUAAUGACUCCAGUGUUACUGGCUUCAUAUGUCCUCAAUGUAUGAAAUCUCAUGGAUCAGCUGAUGAACUUUUCAAACACUAUGAGGCAGUUCAUGAUGAUGGUCAUGGAGGAGAGGCUAAUCUUGCUUCAAAGCGAGAUGAUAUAACUCUACUCAGACAAGAAGUUCAAGACUUACAGGCUUCUCUUAAGGAAGAAAAAUGGUACUCAGAAGAAUUAAAGAAAGAAUUAGAAAAGCUUCAAGGGCUACAGCAGCAAGAGUCAAAACCUGAUGGAUUGGUCGCUGAUUCACCAGCAGAGCUGCAGUCUUUGGAACAGCAAUUAGAAGAAGCUCAAACAGAAAAUUUUAAUAUUAAGCAAAUGAAAGACUUAUUUGAACAGAAAGCAGCUCAACUUGCCACUGAAAUUGCAGAUAUAAAGUCAAAAUAUGAUGAAGAAAAGAGUCUACGAGAAGCCGCUGAACAAAAAGUGACACAUUUGACAGAAGAAUUAAAUAAAGAGGCAACUAUAAUUCGAGAUUUGAAGACUGAACUGCUUCAGAGACCAGGGAUAGAAGAUGUUGCUGUGCUAAAGAAAGAACUGGUUCAGGUUCAGACACUAAUGGACAACAUGACUUUGGAACGUGAGCGAGAAUCUGAAAAACUCAAAUAUGAGUGCAAAAAAUUACAAGCCCACUAUUCUGACUCAGAGGCCACAAUAAGCCAGCUAAGGAGUGAACUUGCCAAAGGUCCCCAGGAAGUUGCUGUAUAUGUGCAGGAACUGCAAAAGCUUAAAAGUUCAAUUAAUGAAUUGACACAAAAAAAUCAGAACUUGAGUGAAAAGUUGCUGAAGAAAGAACAAGAUUAUACCCAGUUGGAGGAGAAGCAUAAUGAAGAAUCUCUGAGUAAAAAGAAUAUGCAAGCAAACCUUCAUCAAAAAGACCUAGAUUGCCAACAGCUUCAAUCAAGAUUAUCUGCAUCAGAAACAUCACUACAGAGGAUACAGGCGGAGCUAGGUGAAAAGGGAGAAGCUACUCAGAAACUUAAAGAGGAAUUAUCAGAAGUAGAAACCAAGUACCAGCAUCUUAAGGCAGAAUUUAAACAGCUACAACAACAGAGAGAAGAAAAGGAACAGCAUGGGUUGCAGCUCCAAAGUGAGAUUAAUCAAUUACAUAACAAGCUUUUGGAGACAGAGCGCCAAUUAGGAGAAGCUCAUGGUCGACUGAAAGAACAGAGACAGCUUUCCAGUGAAAAGCUUAUGGAUAAAGAACAGCAAGUAGCUGAUCUUCAACUCAAGCUUUCUCGUUCAGAAGAACAGUUGAAGGAAAAAGUAACACAUUUCACCGAAUUACAGCAUCAGUUAGAGAAAACAAAGCAGCAGCAUCAAGAGCAACAGGGUCUUCAGCAAAGUACCACAGCAAAACUUCGAGAAGCACAGAAUGAUUUGGAACAAGUACUACGUCAAAUUGGUGAUAAGGAUCAAAAGAUACAGAAUCUUGAAGCUUUGUUACAGAAGAGUAAAGAAAAUACUUCCUUAUUAGAAAAGGAAAGAGAAGACCUUUAUGCAAAAAUUCAGGCUGGUGAAGGAGAAACUGCUGUUCUCAACCAGUUACAAGAGAAAAACCAUACAUUACAGGAACAGGUAACUCAACUAAUGGAGAAGCUGAAAAAUCAAUCAGAAAGCCAUAAACAAGCCCAGGAAAAUUUACAUGACCAGGUGCAGGAGCAGAAGGCACAUCUGAGAGCAGCACAAGACCGUGUCCUUUCCCUGGAAACUAGUUCCAAUGAAUUAAGCAGUCAGCUGAAUGAGAGCAAAGAGAAGGUCUCCCAGCUUGAAAUACAGAUUAAAGCCAAAACUGAAUUAUUAUUAUCAGCGGAAGCAGCAAAAACUGCGCAAAGAGCAGAUCUUCAAAAUCAUUUGGACACUGCCCAAAAUGCAUUACAAGAUAAACAGCAGGAGUUAAAUAAGAUCACUACUCAAUUAGAUCAGGUCACUACAAAGUUGCAGGAAAAGCAUGAACAUUGCAGUCAGCUGGAAAGUAAUCUUAAAGAACAUAAAGAGAAAUGUCUUUCUUUAGAGCAGAAGACUGAAGCUCUGGAAGGCCAAAUUAAGAAAUUAGAAGCUGAUACAAUUGAAAUUAAAGCAAACAAGGAGCAAGUUCUGCAGGAUUUGCAACAGCUAAGACAGUUAAAUACAGAUUUAGAGUUUAGAAGUACUGAAUUGAAUAAGCAACUUGAAAUGGAGAAAGAAAUAGUAUCCAAUACAAAGUUGGAUCUACAGAAAAAAUCUGAAGCUCUUGAAAAUAUUAAACAGAUGCUUUCAAAACAAGAAGAAGAAAAAAUAGUCCUUAAACAAGAAAUUGAAAAUUUAAAUCAAGCUGCAAAGAUACAACACAAGGAAUUGAAUAGCAGAAUUCAAACAGCAGCAACAGAACUAGAAAAAAUGAAGAUGGAGAAAGAAACUCUAAUGACCGAACUUUCUACAACAAAAGAGAAAUUAUCAAAAGUUUCUGAUUCUUUGAAAAACACCAAAAGUGAAUAUGAAAAGCAAAGUCAGAAAGGAAAAUCUGCUAUAUUAGAUUUGGAAAAGACAUGUAAAGAAUUAAAGUCUCAACUUCAAGUACAGACAGAAAGCACACUUAAGGUUCAAAAUGAACUGGAAAAGUCACUUGAAAAAGAGAAGGAGAUUUCUCAUCAGUUGAAGUUGGAACUCAGUUUAGUGCAGGAUCAGAUCAUACAGGCUCAGGAUUCAUUAAAGCAAAAGGAAAAAGAACAGCAGCAAUUUCAAGGGAACAUUAACGAGCUCAAACAACUGACUGAACAGAAGAAAAAGCAAAUUGAAGCACUACAAGGAGAAGUAAAGACUGCUCUGGCACAGAAGUCAGAGCUGGAGAAUAAACUGCAGCAGCAGUCAACACAAGCAUCGCAGGAACUUGCAGCGGAGAAAGAGAAGAUGGCAGCAUUACAGAACACCUAUGAAAAAACUCAAGAAAAUCUGAAACAGAUUCAAUCUGAUUUCUACGGGAAGGAAUCUGAACUUCUAGCCAUAAGGCAAGAUCUUAAGUCUGUAGAAGAGAAGCUUUCUCUGGCACAGGAGGACUUGAUUUCAAAUAGAAAUCAAAUUGGAAAUCAAAAUAAACUGAUCCAAGAACUGAAAACUGCCAAGGCUACUUUGGAGCAGGAUUCAUCAAAGAAAGAACAGCUAUUGAAGGAACAGUGUAAAGCUUUACAGGAUACUCAAAAAGAAAAGUCACUGAAAGAAAAAGAACUACUGAAUGAAAAAUCUAAAUUGGCAGAGAUAGAGGAAAUUAAGUGUAGACAAGAAAAAGAAAUUUCUAAAUUGGUUGAAGAACUUAAGUCCCACAAGCAAGAAAGCAUAAAGGAGGUAACAAAUCUCAAGGAUGCCAAACAGCUCCUAAUUCAGCAGAAAUUAGAGCUUCAAGGAAAGUUAGAUUCCCUAAAAGCAACUCUUGAACAAGAGAAGAAAAACCAACAAAUGCUAAAAGAACAGAUGAAAAAAGAAGAAGAAGAACUGAAGAAAGAAUUUAUUGAGAAGGAAACUAAAUUGCAUUCUGAAAUAAAGGAAAAAGAAAUAGGAAUGAAGAAGCAUGAAGAAAGUGAAGCUAAACUUACCAUGCAGAUUACAGCUUUAAAUGAAAAUUUAGGCACUGUAAAGAAAGAGUGGCAGGCUAGUCAGCGCCGGGUUAGUGAGCUCGAGAAACAGACGGAUGACUUGCGGGGUGAAAUUGCGGUACUAGAAGCAACGGUUCAGAAUAAUCAAGAUGAAAGGAGAGCACUAUUAGAAAGAUGUAUUAAAGGAGAAGGGGAAAUAGAAAAGCUUCAAACGAAAGUGCUGGAACUGCAGAGGAAGCUGGAUAAUACAACUGCAGCCGUGCAGGAGCUGGGCAGAGAAAAUCAGUCACUUCAGAUCAAAUAUACACAAGCAUUGAAUAGAAAGUGGGCUGAAGACAAUGAAGUACAAAACUGUAUGUCCUGUGGGAAAGGCUUUUCAGUGACAGUGAGACGGCAUCACUGCAGACAGUGUGGGAAUAUCUUCUGUGCUGAAUGUUCAGCUAAAAAUGCCUUAACUCCUUCUUCCAAGAAGCCUGUUCGUGUCUGUGAUACAUGUUUCAAUGAUUUGCAAGGGUAAUGAGUUAUCACAAUUUCAAAGUAAUAUUAUAUAAAUAAUAGAUUUUUAAUAAAAACCCUUAGUAGUGGUCUUGGACUAAUCUUUGAUUUGGACAGUGGUUACAAUACUAUACCAAAUUAGAAUUAAUAUAUUUUGGAAUGUUAUAUCAGGUAAAACUCUUCUAUUUUUGUGAGACUUGGGCUUAUCUUUCAUUACUUUUCCCCAUUUAACCUCUGGAACAGUUUUCACACCAAGUUUAGAAUUAGCCAAUGAAUUGUAAAUAAACUUUGGACAAAAAAUAGCAAUGUAUUUUUUUAAAUAUAAUUUCAUUGUUCACAAAUAACAUAAAUACAUUUCUAUAGCUUCUUUCUCCCAAAUUUAAUGUACAAAAAUGCAUAUGGUUGAUGUUAUCACGUAAUAUAUGUUGCACAAUAAUACAUUAAUUAUAUUAAAUAUUCUCUUUGUGAAGUCAUGCACAGAACCAUGAAACAUUUUCUCUUAACUAUAGCUCAGUUAUAUUGUUAUGUUACAAAUUUACAUAUGCUGGGUGUUCUAAACACAUUUUAUAGAGGAUUAUGUAUUAACCAUGACUUGAACAUGGUUAUCUUUUUAAUAGUACUCAUCAAAUUCUCUUGAGAGAUUUCAUGAAAACCUCUGAAAAACUAGUUUCCUUACAUUAUGGCUAUCCUGGGCUUAUAUUUUUAAAGGUUUGUGUUCAGCUUUUCUUUUUCUCAUUCUAUCUAAUUUUAAAUACAUAUUUUUUUAUUAAGAAUCCCAUAAAACUUCACCCAUCUCUCCAGUUGGGGGAUGAGUAACAGAAACUGUGUAAUGAUCGUAUUUUCAGUUUCUUGUAAGUGGGAUAUCUCCUGGUAUUAGCUUUAAUAUUAUUCCUUUAUUUUGUUUCUUCAGCAUCUUUAGGCAUCUGAAUUUUUUAAAAAUCAAUUUGCACUUUUAUUUGAUUUAGGCUUCUCAAGCAUAGUUCAGCUUCUCAGUAAUUUCUUUGUUUGCAUCCUAAAGAGAGUAACUAAUAGUACUAUAGUCUUACCUGUGAGAACAAGUAAAAAAUGAUGACGAGACAUUAAGUAUUAUACUUUAUAUUUCAGUCUUGAUCUACAAGGGAAGAAUUUAAGUUAUGGAUUUGAAAUUUAAAUGUUUCUAAAUUUGGGGUUACAUAUCUUUUACUUGCAAACAUAAGCUUUGAAAUUACUUACAAACAAUAGCUGGAGAAUAGAGUAUCACCAAAAACAAAUGUAUUUAGAAAUCCUAAAGUUAAAUUAGAAGUGAAACAGAAUAGCUAAUUAAAGAUUAUUUUAAAUGAUCUCAUUUGCAUGCUAAGCAGUAAAAUUGAACUUUUUCAAUUUUAUUUGGAAAAUAAUCAUCUGAACAGAUUAAAUCAAUAUUGUCUCUUUCUGGAGAAGAAAUGUGUAGUUGGUAUAUUUCUGUUAGCACGGUCAUUUGGUAAUAUUAGCAGGGAAGGAUGGAAGUUAAUAUUUCAUUUAUAGUAGACUUUAUUUAAAACAUUGCUGAAAUGAAGUCAUUUUUAUGCUCUAAAUAUAUAUAUAUAUAAAGUAUAAGAUUGCCACAUUCAUUUAUCAUGAAAAAAUACUAAGUAAAAUUUGUUGUCAGUAGCUAUUGAAGACACUGAUUAAGACCCUGAAUUUGAAUAAUAAACAUAUAUUCUUGAGCAUAUGUUAUUGAGAAAACAUAAUAGCUCUUAAUUUAAAAUGAUAGUUGGGUACUAUAAAUUAAGCUACUGUUAGACAUUUUCAUAUCUUUAAAGAUUAUUUCAAUUAAUCACCUCUAUUUUUACAUAUAAGUAACUUAAGCACAUAAGUUAGAAAAGUAUAUUUACAGCACUAUAGCACUGUCCUCCCGUUGUUCAUCGAUUUGCUCAAGCGGGCACCAGUAACCUCUCACAACAAAUUGUGAGACUUGUUGUUACUGUUUUUGGCAUAUCGAAUACAUCACGGGGAGCUUGCCAGGCUUUGCCGUGUGGGCAGGAUACUCUCGGUAGCUUGCCGGGCUCUCCGAGAGGGGCAGACAAAUCGAACCCGGGUGGACUGUGUGCAAGGCAAACGCCCUGUCCACUGUGCCAUCACUCCAGCCCACACAUUACUAACACAGUCACUUAAUCUCCUGGUGGUGCUCAGUAGAACCUCGUGUGGUGCCAGGGAUUGAACCUGGGUCGGCCAUGUGCAAGGAGAGCGCCCUCCCUGCUGUAUUAUCUCUCUGGCCCACACACCCUUUGCGGCACCUCCCUGGCCCUUGGUAUUUCCUGAUGCUCCCAAUCUGCCUGAGCUGGGAUCUGUCUAGAAGAACUCUUUACAUCCCUGAGACAGUUUCACGCCAACACUCUGCACCACAUCACCUCCUCCAAGAAGUCCACCCUGACCAGACUAUCUCACUGCUACCACUGCUGGCUGGCCCUCUCUCCUCAGGAGGGCACUCAAAGCCUGUGGGAUGCAGCCUAGGCCCUGGGGCACAUGCCUCACCCAGCGCUCCCUGUCAAGUGGAGACUGUACAGUAAGUGGAACCCAGCCCAACAGAAUGAGGGCCAGGUUUCCUGUACCUGCAGAAAAUUACUGUUUGGGAUGUUUUGGUAGGAAUGUUUGAAAAAAGUUUCCCGUAAGAUUUAACAGUAAUGCAUACCAUCCAAAAGGACAGAAAGAAUAGUAGGGACUGCCUGCCACAGAGGCUGGGGGUGGGAGAGGGAUACUGGGAACAUUGGAGGUGGGGAAUAGGCACUGGUGGAGGAGUGGGUACCUGAACAUUGUUAGACUGAAACGCAAUCAUGAAAGUCUGUAAGUCUGUAAGUGUAUCUCAUGGUGAUAUUUACAGCAUUUUUAUUAUUUUAAAAUAUAAUGAAGCAUCAGAAUUUUUCUGGAAAUGAUUCUUCUCUUCAUCUCCUAAUUGGAUGCACUAAUGUCCUUUCUUUUGUUCUAAUUCCCUGCCCACAUACUCACCAAGAAAAUUGUAAAACCACAGACAAAUCAUAUGUGUUAGGGCGAUUUUUUUCUAGUUUUUGUCUAUCUCAUUUUACAGCCCUCCCUCUAUCUGCCUCUCCCACUCCUCUGUCCACCCCCCACCCCAUUUACCAUAGGUCAUACUGAUAAUAUUAGAAACCUCAGUUUUACUAUUAACUCUCACUAAUUUAAGAUGUUUUGGAAACAAAAGUUAAAGGGUUUUCAUAUCUCUUAAUUUUAAAAAAGUCAUACUCUAAGCCCUUAUUGGCGCUACAUUUUAGAUAUCUGCUGGUUGUAUUAUUCCAUCUGUGAUUGGAAUUGGCAUACAUAGAGAACCAGCUCUUGACUCCAAUAAUGCAAAGUGUAUUGGCAUCACAUAGUAAAUUCCAAGCCCCAGCAGGGUGAGUUUCAUUCAGAUCUUGCUGGGUCAGUGUGUAACUAAGUAUACUUGCAUAAUUUUAAAAAAAUAGAGUACAAUGCUGCUGGUCUAAGAAUUGUUCAUUUGGAAAAAUGAGGGGGGAAAAACACAAACACCUCAAUGCAGUGUACAAAUAACAUUUUGUUCAACUACCUCUUAAUGUGGAAUUAGCUAGUUUAAUAGUUUCCUCAUGGUAAUGUUAAAUAGUAACUGCCAAAUUUGCUAGUUUCCCAUCUCUCUCUCUCUCUCUAAAAGGCUUUAUGAUAUUAUUUUGUAGUAUCAAGAACCUUAAAGUCCCCUUUUAUAAACUUGCAUAAAAUGUUUAGCUUUUAAGUGGAGAUCAAAUUAUGAUUUUAUAUUUUGGUAUUCAUCAAAUAUUUGACUAUAGCUUUUUUUUAAAAAAUGCACUUUGGCUUAUAAAACCAUGGAUGAUUUGAUCCAUAUAUUUAAAUGUGCCAUUGAUCUAUAUUCCUAGACAUGAGCUUGAUGAAUGAUACUCUGUAAUUAUAAUGUGCCACAGGUUAUUGUGUCUUAAUUGCCCUUUGCCUGAAUUUUAAUGAUUGGUUUGUUAUUGUUACAGAUGUUAAUAUUGUGCAUAAACUUACUAAAUUUAUGUAAAAUUGUAUAAAAUAGAAUUGGGUAUAGUUAAGCUUUUUCUGUGUAGCAGUAAUGAUUGUAACAUGAUGCUGAUAUGUGUAUGACAUUCUCUCCUUCCAUGAACUGGAUCAUAUAUAUUCAUAGUUUCCGUAGAUACUUUUGCAUGAAUAUUUUCUCAGUUUUUAGUUUCUUAUUUGUAUUGUGUUUACUACUUGUGAUAUGUAGUUGUGCCUUAUUUUGUGAGAAAGGUUAGCUCAGUAAAUACUGUAAUUUCUAAAUGCAGUAAUUGAAGGUUUAUUGAUUAUAAUGUAACUGCUAAAUUACACGACAGCAUUUACAUGUAUAAAGAAAAAUGGAAGGAUCCUUAUUAAAUUGUUGCUUUUGUUUUUUAAAAUAUGUCAAAGAUUAAAAACCCAUUUCUUUCUAAUAGA